Messenger RNA from Austrofundulus limnaeus, 1656 nucleotides. RefSeq names its product zinc transporter 1. Lineage: Eukaryota; Metazoa; Chordata; Actinopteri; Cyprinodontiformes; Rivulidae. Gene Ontology annotation, biological process: detoxification of zinc ion; intracellular zinc ion homeostasis; zinc ion transmembrane transport. The coding region runs from base 102 to 1586 and encodes 494 amino acids. The transcript has 5 exons. The record is from RefSeq and is a predicted model, not a curated record. Gene Ontology annotation, cellular component: membrane; Golgi apparatus; endoplasmic reticulum. Gene Ontology annotation, molecular function: calcium channel inhibitor activity; zinc ion transmembrane transporter activity.
GUUUGUUGUUGCAUUCUGUUUUUUAUUUACCUUCAACACAGCUGUGUAUUUAAAAUCUAAAUUUCUUCUUAUUUACCUUACAGUGUUURCAGUUGUUGAGUAUGAGGGUGCACUGGUGCACGCUGGGGGUGACCGCCCUGCUGCUGCUGGGGGAGAUCAUCGUCAGUCAGCUGUGUACGUCCCUCAUCACCAUGAUAGAUGGUUUCCACACAAUCAUCAUCAUCAUUCACAUGACCCUCCUUCACCCUCGGACCGCGAACAUCAUCAAACCUGUUCCUCCUUCAGGAGCACCUCCUCCUCCACCGCGCCAUGAUCCAGCCUCACCUCCGCCCUCAGAGGCGUCGUCUCUGGAUCAGUUCUCACACAGGCCCUCCUCUGCUGCAGCUCCAAGCUGUGCUCGGCCCUUCCCCAGCAGCAGGAUCCCGGCCGUGGGUGUUUUCAUUUCUGCGCUCCUCCUGGUUUCGCUGUGCUUCUCGUACUUCUUGGAAAUCGUGGGCCACAUGCUGGAGCCCCACCCGGUGCAGCUGCCCCUGCUGCCGGUGGUGGUGGGAGCCGUCGGUCUGCUCUGGAAGACUCUGCUGUUUGUGCUGAACUGGGAUCAGCUGAAGGAUGGAAGGACGAAGAGCUGCAACCAGAUCMAAAACGAUGUUCUCACAGUUUGGUUUGGAGAGGAGUCUCAAGGCCAGGUGGAAGAAAAACACAUCGUCCAGUCGAAGGCUCGGUCUGCUGCACACCAGGCUCUCAGCGGCGGGGCGCUUGUCUUCUGUAAUCCAGGAGCUUCCAGCACAGCCAGAACUGAAAACCAGCAGAAACAACAAAACGUUCAGAGCCGUGCUGCAGAUCUCAGCUCUGAGAGUGGCUCUGAACACAAACAAAGCCAGGGACAACCAGGUGACAAAGAUGCGUCAAACGUCUCCUCCUCCUCAGUCUGCCUCCUGCCCUCUGUUUUUCUCAUCCAGGGACUCUUCACGUCUCUCCUGGCUCUGACCAGCAGCCUGCUGAUGCUGUUCGUUGUCCCUCAGCUUCUGCACACCUCAGGGGUCCACAGGGUCCUGGUUUACCUGGAUCCUGGCUUCUCCCUGCUGGCUGUCAUCACACUGAUCACCACGACCGCACCGCAGGUGUACAGGUACGGCCUGCUGCUGCUGCAGGCCUCACCGCCUCACAUAAACCUGUCUGAUCUCARAGGGAGGAUCGCCAGGGUGCCCAGCGUGCAGGAGGUGCACGACCUCCACAUUUGGCAGCUAACCCAAUCUGUGAUGGUGGCCUCUGUACACGUGCACUGUUGCCCCAGCUUUCCAGCCCACAGGUGUGCUGAUCUGAUGUCAGGGGUCACUGCAGUGCUGCAGGAUGUGGGGGUGAGCUGCUGCACCGUUCAGCCAGAGUUUCCCUCCUCCUCCCCUCCACUCCCGGUCUGCAGCCUCUCCUGUGGGGCGUCCUGCGCUGCCAGCAUGUGCUGCUCUCUGUUGGAGGACAAGGCCUGGACACACCUGAGACCACCGGCCGGGGACWCUCUGGUUCCUCUAAAUAUCGGUUUUGACCAAAGUUUGUUUGAAGGCGAAAAACAAAAUGGUCAUUCUAGUUAACAGACUCCGGUUACAUCUUUUGUAAACCUCUUUAUCCUCAAACAUGAAUAAAAUAGUGCUUUUCAUUCGA